Molecule: messenger RNA, 712 nt
Organism: Brassica napus (rape)
Lineage: Eukaryota; Viridiplantae; Streptophyta; Magnoliopsida; Brassicales; Brassicaceae
Exons: 1
Coding region: 145-645 (166 amino acids)
Source: RefSeq, a predicted model, not a curated record
CUUAAAGUGACGUUUGAUUCUCUCAAUUAUUUCUUCUUUAACGCUCGUUUUAAUUUAUUACUUUUAAGAUAUUCAACAUUCAAGACCCUUAAAACCACAUCAAAUACAAAGAAAACAAAACCAUUUCCAAAAAAAAAAAAGAGCAUGAGAAACAAGGGACAAAAACAGAACAAGUUCUUGAGAAUAAUCUCAGCACCUUUAAGAGCUUUAGGCAAGGCUCGUGACUUCUACGUGAGAAGCAUCACCGGUUGCUCAGCUCGGACUCACUAUUCAUCCGCAGCCUCCGUCUCCACUCCUUUUCCAAGAAGCCGGAGCUCAUCCUCCGCCGCCUUCUCCUCCUCCGCAUCUACCCGGAGAACAACUGAUUUUGGGAUUGACGAUGAUUAUAGCGAGCUAGUGAGAGCUGCUUCGGUUAGGAGCUUAGGGCACCAGAAUGAGAUCGACAUGUUUUUACACGAGAAGUUGCAACAAGAGAAGCUGAGGCAAAGAGGCUUGCCGAAGAGCUCGAGCGUGGGGAUGGCGAAGAUAGAGGAAGAGGAUGAAGCAGAGGAAGGAUCUGUGAAUCCCAAGAUGGCAAAGAAAGUUUCUGAUCUCAAGUAUCCUCGUAGCAAAUCAUAUGCUGUUACUGGUAGCCCUAAAUUUUAGUUUUAUAUUUCCUCUGUUUCUCCUUUUCAUUGAGAUAGAUUUUUAAAAAAGAAGUUUGUUUCACAAA